GUUUUGGGUAUGGGGGUCACUUUUGGGGAUCAUUAGAAUACAUUUUAAACAUUCAAUAUUUACACUUACUUAACUCCUAUGUCAGUCAUAUUACGUGAUAUUGCCCGUUUUAGUGAUGUUUCUCCGGGAGUAGCCGAGUACACACCGGAAAAGAACGGAAAUUAAUCAAUGACGCGUUUUACGUCAAUGGUAGACACUUCGUCGAUUCCAAGAUGGCGGACAUCAUAGAAACCCUUCCAGGCGCUAGCGAUUCAGAAUUUGAAAUUUCUGACGAUAAUUCGGAUGCUGGUUCAGUUUCUCAGGAAAGUACGCUUUCAGAUGGCAGUUACAGUGAAAGCGUACCGUUUAUUUCCGUUCAGGGAUAUCAGUUUGAGCCUAGGAAACGUGAAAGAGUUGGGCCUCUCCCCGAGAAUGAGAGCGUUAACACGGAGGCACAAAGAGUCGGGAAUACAGAAUGGUGUGAAUGUGGUCAUUGUUCAGCUAUGACUACAGAGGCAGAAAGUCGCUGCUGUCAUGAAAUUCCAGAGGUGAAAAACAGGGCGGAGGAGGGCGGUGUUGAUUGCAUUAUCAUGCACCCAGGAUUUGGGCAAGGCUGCUUAAAUCCAUAUGCCUUGGAAAUUGCAUAUUUACAUCACAGGCAACAAUAUGGUGCAAUUCCUGAAUCUCACGGGGCAAAUCAGGCUGAAAAGUAUCGUUACAUUGCCUAUCGCCAAGUGGUGCGGUGGUGCUGGGGCUAUUUGGGUAAGCACCGCAGGGUCCCAUUGCCUGCUUGUGCAGUUAGCAAAAUAAGAAACACUUUUACAACCAAUGGACAUUACACAGGUUUCAGAUUGCCCAACUUGAGAUAGAAGAGAACUCAUGG
This is a messenger RNA of Lingula anatina, 862 nucleotides long. RefSeq lists its product as uncharacterized. Lineage: Eukaryota; Metazoa; Brachiopoda; Lingulata; Lingulida; Lingulidae. The record is from RefSeq and is a predicted model, not a curated record.